Molecule: messenger RNA, 795 nt
Organism: Thalassophryne amazonica
Lineage: Eukaryota; Metazoa; Chordata; Actinopteri; Batrachoidiformes; Batrachoididae
Product: nucleolar transcription factor 1-B-like
Exons: 6
Coding region: 169-780 (203 amino acids)
Source: RefSeq, a predicted model, not a curated record
UUGUUGAAAAAAUACGUCUUUGUAUUUCAGUGAAGUUCUGUUUGAUUCCAGGUGAGUCAGAAGGAACUGAAGGAAGCACUGAGGAGGCAGUGGUCCCAGCUGUCUGACAAACGAAGACUCAAAUGGAUCAGCAAGGCUCUGGAGCUACAGAAAGACUAUGAGGACAGCAUGAGGGCAUACCAUGAGGCCCAUCCAGACGUCAACUCUGAUGAACAUGUUCGCUCUGUCCUCACAAAGGCUGAGAGACAGCUGAAGGACAAGUUUGACGGACGACCAACAAAACCACCCCCUAACGGCUACUCUCUCUACUGCGCGGAGCUGAUGGUCAACAUGAAGGACGUUCCGAGCACAGAGCGGAUGGUGCUGUGCAGUAAACAGUGGAAAAUGAUGACACAGAAGGAGAAGGACCUGUUCCAAAAACGCUGUGAGCAGAAAAAGAAGCAGUACGACAUUGACCUACAGAGGUUUCUAGAGAGUCUUCCUGAGGAAGAGAGAGAUCGUGUCAUGAUGGAGGAGAAAUUGGGUGGGGCCAAGGUUGGAGUGGGCGGAGCAUCCAGCCCAAACAGAUCCAAGUCUCCAUCUGUAAAGGAGCACAGUCGAGAGGAAGAACCGGAGUCAUGGGUGAACACUGGUCCCCAAAAGGAGAGGCGUGAUGGAAAGAAGAUUGCAAAGCUUCCAGAAACGCCAAAGACAGCAGAGGAGAUGUGGCAGCACAGUGUGAUUGGAGACUAUCUGGCUAAAUUCAGGGUGAGCAACAGCUUUAUCUCUACUUCAUCCUGAUUGUCUUUGUACAGA